CGCGAGGGCUUUUAAGGGCAUCGGGAUUUCUUGCAGAUAGUAACGCAGACGAGGAGCGCGAUUUGCUCUGAACAGCACUUACAACAGUUUCAGCCAAAAGUGUGUUCGUUUUCCGUUCGAGUGCAGGAAACUCUCUCCCACGCUGCCUUUUCUCUCUUAAGCAAUCAUGGCAGACGAUUUUCCCAAUGAUGUGAAGGAGGAAGUGGCGGAUAUUACCCCGUUUGAUCCUACUAAAAAGAAGAAGAAGAAGAAGGUCAUAAUUCAGGAUCCUGCUGAUGAUUCUGUUGAGAAUUUGGCUGAGCAGACAGAAAACUUGUCAGUUUCUGAUGGGCUCGAAAGUACUUUCUCUGGUUUGAAAAAGAAAAAGAAGAAGGCAGUUGAAACCAGUUCGUUCAAUGAUGAGAGUGGAGAUGCAGGGGAAGAUGUGGACGAUCAUGCUGGUGAGGAUGAAGAAGGAGAAGGAACUGUGCUACAGCCACGUUAUCCUUGGGAAGGAAGUGAUCGUGAUUAUGAAUAUGAGGAGCUUCUUGGUAGGGUGUUUAACAUUCUUCGGGAGAAUAAUCCUGAGCUGGCAGGAGACAGGCGUAGGACUGUUAUGAGGCCUCCCCAAGUUCUUCGUGAGGGCACAAAGAAAACUGUUUUUGUGAAUUUCAUGGAUCUCUGCAAGACAAUGCAUCGGCAGCCAGACCACGUGAUGGCUUUUUUGCUGGCUGAACUGGGGACAAGUGGAUCGCUAGAUGGGCAGCAAAGACUAGUUGUGAAGGGAAGAUUUGCUCCCAAGAAUUUCGAAGGAAUCCUGCGUCGAUAUAUCAAUGAGUAUGUUAUAUGCCUUGGGUGCAAAAGUCCAGACACUAUACUUUCAAAGGAGAAUCGUCUCUUCUUUCUUCGAUGUGAGAAGUGUGGUUCUGGACGAUCUGUUGCUCCCAUUAAAGCUGGUUUUGUUGCUCGUGUUGGCCGUAGGACAGCAGGGGCAUGAUCUGAUCGGUUGCCCUUUUUUUAGUUGGUGACUUUGUUGAGUGACCAGUGAGUCAGGGUGUUGAGUUUUGUGUUUACUAAUCUUUAUUUUAAGUUGUAGUCAAUAAUUGUAUCUUUUUGUAUGGGAAUUGGGACGGGAAGAUGAGUUAUUUUUACUGUUUGGUGAUAUAAGUUACCUCAUGAGGACUUCAACCCUUUC
This is a messenger RNA of Juglans microcarpa x Juglans regia, 1174 nucleotides long. RefSeq names its product eukaryotic translation initiation factor 2 subunit beta-like. The record is from RefSeq and is a predicted model, not a curated record. Lineage: Eukaryota; Viridiplantae; Streptophyta; Magnoliopsida; Fagales; Juglandaceae. The coding region runs from base 167 to 976 and encodes 269 amino acids. Gene Ontology annotation, molecular function: mRNA binding; translation initiation factor binding; translation initiation factor activity. The transcript is spliced from 10 exons. Gene Ontology annotation, cellular component: eukaryotic translation initiation factor 2 complex. Gene Ontology annotation, biological process: translational initiation; formation of cytoplasmic translation initiation complex; formation of translation preinitiation complex.